This is a messenger RNA of Rubroshorea leprosula, 2977 nucleotides long. Lineage: Eukaryota; Viridiplantae; Streptophyta; Magnoliopsida; Malvales; Dipterocarpaceae. The record is from the annotation of a GenBank genome assembly.
AAAAAGACAUUCCGAGGAAUUCUCUUUGGUACUUGCCAAUAAUACCUCGCCUUCAGAGGCUAUACAUGUCUCCAAAAAUAGUUGAGCACAUGACAUGGCAUUUGAAAUGUUGUGGUGAUACGAAUGAGGUCAUUCAUCCAACACAAUCAGAAGCAUGGAGACAUUUUGAUCAAAUGCAUCAUUCUUUUAAAAGAGAACCUCGUAAUGUUCGAUUAGGUCUUGCUACUGAUGGUUUCAACCCAUGGGCUUAUUCUUCAACCUCCUACUCUUGUUGGCCAGUUUUUUUGAUUGUUUAUAAUUUGCCACCAGAGAUGUGCAUGCGACCAGAGUUUACUUUUCUUACAUUGGUCAUUGCAGAUCCAAAAAGCCUAGCUAUGUUGAUGUGGACCAUAACUGAUCUUCCGGGUUAUGGUAUGGUGGCUGGUUGGAGCACUCAUGGCCAAUUGUCAUGUCCUUACUGUAUGGAGAUGACACAAUCUUUGUAUCUUCAAAAUGCAAUUCAUCUUCCAUAUGAGGCCAGAGUUGGUGGUCCUGUUCAAUUUUGUUGGAUGUACCCAUUUGAAAGGCGCAUGCGCAAAUUUAAGAGUACCAUAGGGAAUAAAAAUCAUGUCGAGGCAUCAAUUGUUGAGGCAUUUAUAUUAUACGAGAUAUCCCACUUCUACUCUCGUUAUUUUGGGGAUGAUGUUGAGACAAGCUGGAAUCAGCGUCCAAGGAACUAUGGUGGCAUUGGAACCAACGUCUCAAGUAAGUUAUUUGUAUUUUGUUCCCCUGGUGAAUCAAUAGAUACUCACUCACGUACACGAUGUUUAACAUUGGAGGAGAAAGAUGCAGCUGAACUAUAUGUCUUGCUAAAUUGCAAGGAGGUUGAUGUUUGGGUAACUAAAUUUGAGGAAGAAGUUGGUGCAAAUUUGUCACAUGAACAACUACAAAGAUUGCGAACAAAUAAUUUUGUUCAAUGAAUUGUUGAUGUCAAUCCAAGCUUUAAACUUUCAACGGGGGAGCCAUUUUGCCUUGCUAGUCAAGCACAACAAGUUUAUUAUACUCUAUAUCCAACAGCCACGGAUAGAACUACCCGGGGAUGGUUGGCAGCAUGCAAAAUCAAAUCUAGACAUCUAAUUGAGACCUCAUCUACCUCAUCUUCAGGAGAGGUUGAUGAUAUUUUUCAAGAUGAUGACCCCUUUAUAAUGCAAGGCUCUUCAUUAGCUAUAGAUUUAACUGCAUACCAAUCACUUCAACUAUGUGUAGAAGGUGUUACAGAAGUUGAGGUUGAUGCUAAUACAUUUGAAGAAGAUGAGGACUAUGGAGAAGAAAAAAAUUCAGAAUCCUCAGGAAAUAGUGAUAAUGUUGAGGAUGAUGAUGAUAGCGAUGAUAGUUCAGCAAGGAGGAGAUCUUCCUCCUCAGGAUCACAAGAGCAACACAAUCUUAAUCACCCACAGCUGUUUACUAAUAGUGGCAUAGCUCCGAAUAUACAACAAACGAUUGAUCCAUCAAUGGAUUAUAAUUUUGCACCUGAUCAUGAAAACGCGGACCCUUCAUCCUCGAUGGGGAAAAAAGGACAAAGCAAGAAUUUAAAAGGAAUAGGCCCUCCAAAAAAUAGAGAGAGCAAGAAAUGGGUUAAACUCACAGAUGAUAAGCUCCAGUUUGUUGAUCCAAACAUCCCUUGGGCUAUCACUUCACUAUGGAAGUCACGUUUUGAUCGCCCAUAUUUCACAUACGAACGUGUCCCCCAAAGUAAGCUUGCUGAAAUUUAUAAUUGUUCCAAGACACUUUACCAGUGGGAUCCUGCAAAUACUCACCAUGUGCGAGAUGCAUUCCUAAAUUGUAUGAAACAUAGAUGGAGUGACAAUCUCGGGGAUGAGAAGUUGAAAUGGGACAAGAACUCAGCCUAUGUCCCAUGUUGGAUCCCAACUCAUAUAUGGCCUCAGCUGUUGACAUAUUGGGACUCUGAUGAAUAUAAGAGGCUCAGUGCAAAGGGAGCAAAGAAUAAGAGCUCUGGGGAAAGGUUGACUCACACCACUGGGUCCAUUAGCUUUGGCAUCCAUGAGAUGCAGAUGACUGAGUCUAAAGGUGGUGUGCAACCUCCCCAUCAGGAGAAAUUCAAGAAGACACACACCUUCAGAAAAAAGUCAGGAAAGGAUCAAGAGCUAGUGUGGAUCAAUGAAAAAGCAAAGUAUCGAUAUGUAAGAUACCAUGUUGCGGAGUGCACAGAGAGUCAUGGCUCUGAUGCUAGUUCGUGGCCACGCAUGGAUAACGAGGCAUGGGUUAAGGCUGUUGGAGGCAAAGAUCAUGAGGAGUUAGAAAGACAACGCCAACAAAUUGCUCUAAUGCAACAGCAGUUGGCCAAUAUAACAAAAGCUCAGAAUAAUAUGAGUCAGACAAUUGCACAGUCUGUUGCAGCAGCUCUAGCUGCUCAUGGCAUCUCCCCUCAGGCAGGUUAUCAUCCAGUUGCCCCACCACAGCCAUCACAUGGUCUUGGCUUAGGUCUUCGCAUGAAUUCAACUUUCACCUACUCCACUGAUUCCACACAAACCUCUCCUAUGGUUCCUGAAUAUUAGCAGCAGCGGCAAUGUUCGCCUCAAGAUGAUGAUGCAUAUCAUUCUGCUUUUGAUCCAGACUAUCAGGGUCCUUAGUUUUUUUUUAUUUUUCUGCUACGCACAUUAUCUACACACUUUGCAUGGCUGGCUUUAUUUCUAUUAGUACUUUAAACUGUUAGCUUUAGCUUUUCAUUACGAUAUCUUUUCUUAUUUUGCUUAACCUCCAGUGAUCAUACUUCAAAAGGUAUGAAGUUUUGGACUGCUUUGGAGGUUAAUUAUUAUUAACUAAAUAUCGUGGGUACUUAAAACAAUGGUGUGUGAUUGCCAUAUAUACUUUGUGGUUGUGGUUGUAGUUGUGGUUGUGGUUAUGGUUAUGGUUAUGGUUGAAAAGGUAUAAUUGUUUUUAGCAUGCUAAACUUGUAGAAUAUAUGUGUUUCUCAUUG